AAAAGGACAAGGAGGGGAAGCUUAGAGGUGCUUCAAGAUGGGACGGACCCUGGUGGCUUUAAUACUAUCUGUUCUCCUCGGCCAAGCCUUCUGCCUGGAGUGCAAUAUAUGCCAAGGAGAAUAUGACUGUGUUGGAGAAACCGUAACGUGCGAAGGACCCUGGGCCAGCUGCACCACAUCUGUCCGCAAGGCUUCGGUUUCGUUCAUGAACUUCCAGACCAUUAAAAAAGGCUGUGCCAGCCAGCUGUACCCACAGGAAUCCGUCUCCAUCAACUCGCACAUGAUGGCUCUGUCGUAUCAGUCACGGUUCUGCUCCGAGGACAGAUGUAACAAUGAGACCUAUUUCGUUUCCCAUCCAGCCCCCGCCAACCACAUGCGCUGCCAUACGUGUGCCACCCAAGGCCCCUGGUGUCCCGAAGGUGCCCGCAAUCAGAUCAGCUGUGUUGGGGACCAGGAUCAGUGUGUGAACCUUGACGUCACCGGAAGCUCAGGUCAAUUUUCCAACAUGAAGCUGAGAGGGUGUGCCAACCUUCCCCUUUGCCAUGACACAUUGAGCUUUUUCUCAGGCACCCGUACUAUCCAUGCCACCUGCUGUGACACGCCGCUCUGCAACAGCUUCACCCCAGAUCUGCAUCUACACAGUCAGGCGACAAACGGGCUGGAGUGUUACAGCUGCGUGGACGGAGACGGCACUGGCUCCGGGUGCUCCAAUGAAACCAUCGCGACAGUGCAGUGCACCGGCGUCCAUAACAUGUGCCUGGAAGGGAUCGGCAGCCACAAAGGUAGCAAGGACUUGAUUAUGACCUUCAAAGGCUGUGCCUCCGAAGCCAUGUGCCAAAGUUCUCUCUUGACCUUGGUGCAAGAGCUAGACGACACGGAAGUUCUGUGCUGCCAAGGAAGUCUCUGCAACACGCGCAUCGUGAAUGGUGUGGUGACGGCAGCUAGAGUGGCUGCAGACUCUCCCAACCUCUCCGAAGCAGAUGAGUGUGUCGCCCCGUCCACCACGCCCUCCCCAUCUGAUCACACAACAAGCCCCAACUGUGUCUACGAGGAUGAGGAAGACGAAGCAAGGGUUGUGCAUUCCCCUCCUGGCAUAGCUGAUAAUGAGACAUCAGUCGAGGAACCCUUUGAGACCCAUAUGAUCAAUGAGACAGAGGGUAAUGAGAACUUAACCGCUGCAGGCAACGCUGUGACGACUUCCUUUCACCCAGAUGAACACGAGUCCCACGACGAUCUGUUCACUGGCUAUUCUGAAGUUGAGACGGCUUCCCCAAUGGGUGCUAUGGAAUCUGGGCACGUUGCAACAGGCGAUUCUUCUGCUACCACAAAUUUGGACAAGAACAACUCAGGAGCUGGCGCCACCUCAUCUGGCAAUCACGGCAACGUUGUUGUGCUAGUACCCGUCAUCGUCCCCAAGAGGAACUCCACCACUACUACCUCUUCGUCCUCUUCCUCUGAAGAAAUCUCCACCAAAGAGGUCUUGGGAACGUCCAGCAACAGCGAAGCAAAGCAAGAAGAGUGUGAGGAGGAUGAAGAAAGCCCCGGAGAACAUUUUAUCGUUUCCAAAGAGCGCAACACUGCACCCGCUCAGCCCCCCGUCUUCACCGCAGAGGGACAUGGGUCUACUCACCCUCCUGCAACUGGUACUGCAGGAAACACCAAUGUAGACAGCAGCCGUAUUGUCCACUCUCAUGGCACUACUGGGGAAAGUUUCAUCAAUGAUGACAGUACUGCAAGUUUUACUCCAAGACCUGGACACUCAGGGACGGGCAGCCAUGGAGCCACCAAUGAGGAUGUGGUAGCUACAAGUGGUGAGACUCUUGCUGCUGGUGGUGGCACUCCCUCCAAGGAGAACAACACUUCUGCCAUUGAGUCAGGCACCCCUGCUGCAACCGGUGCCACUGGCACCAGCAACAGUGACAGAGAGGUCCUCGUUUCAGGCAGCGGGGUUGGCACGUCCCGUCCCAAAAACAAGGUUCCAUGCAAGCGGCCAGGAUCUCAAAGCCAGCCAGGUGUGAACUUGAUGUCCUCAUCGGAAGCCGAGAAACGGGUCUCGGAAGAAGGCACCACCCGGAAUGACGCCAUCCAUUCAGAACGUAACAUACCUGGCAAAACCAACUUUCCAGACAAAACCAAUACCUACAGUGGAGGCUUCGGCCUUGCUGCCAACGUAGGGCUCUUCUCUCUUACAGUCUUCUUAGCUGCUCUGUUACAUUGAGCUCCAAGUGACUGCUUUGGGGGGCGCUUUUUAUUUUAGAACUUUUUAUUUUAGAAAUUGAUUCCCAAUUCUAUUUUCAUUCUAGUCUCGCUCCAUUUUUUUGCGAAAGGAAUGUUUAUACCCAGGUAGAGUGUCCUGGAUCCUAAGGAAUCUUUAAGCACAGAAAUGUGAGGCUUCAAACCAAGAUGAUAAACUGGGAUUCCUGGGGUUUGUAAAAGAAUAUGGGUGUGCGCACAAAAGAGAGCGAACGUGUAUAUGCGCCACUGAAUGGAAUCUCAUCUGCUUUACGUAGAAAUGAGAAUGUCACUCUUUGCAUUUUGUAGGCCCUCUACUGCCUUUUCCUGAAAAGAGAGUUUUCGUAUCAGAGUGGUCCUCUGUGAUAGCACGUUGCUAGAGACAAAUAGAUCUAACAUUACCAACAAAAUAUACAAAAAGGCUGAUGAAACGCUAAUAUAUGGCGGUGUGUUUUUCACAGUGCAGCUAGUACAAAGCACAGGCUGGAAUUUAUGUGGCCAAAUCUAGUUGCCUCAAUUCAUAAAUUGCAAGCUUGCAUUUGAAACAUGUUCUAUUUAUUGUGAAAUCUAUAGCUGGGUAUUUAUUUUGUUACUGUUAACUUUUUGACAAUUGCAAGGGACAAAAAGGCCUUAAGGUCAACAAUUCUCAGAAAUCAGACACGCAAAACGUCUCUCUGGGACCAUAAAGGAAAACUUGAUCUCCAGUACCAGUUUAGCCAUCUGCAAUGCAAGGCUGUUACCAAUACAGAGCUAAGCAGAGUUGGAACAGAGAGUAAGAUCCAUGCUUCUGAAACCAGGGCUCAUUUUGAGGGGGAACGCGCCGGAAUGCAGUUCCGGCAGUUCCCCAAAGAGGUCACAUGUCAGGUGGCCCCGCCCACAUGACUCUCAGCCAUUUGGGGCCCGUUUUGGCCUGGAUUGUGGCCGAAACGGCCCGAUCGGGCCUCUGAUGGGUGGAGGAUCACUCUACCACUCAGCAGCGGCCCGAUCCUGACCAUUUUGGGCCCCUUUUCGGCCAUUUUCAGCCCCUUUUUGCCAUUUUGGGCCCAAUUUUGGACCGGAAUGGCCAGGAUUGGGUUCAAAACAGCCAGGAUAGGUGAUGUCAGGGGGUGUGGCAUAUGCAAAUCAGUUAUGCCAAUGACACACUUCCGGUGAUGGCAGGGGGCAUGGCAUAUGCUAAUGAGUUAUGCUAAUUUGUUCCUCCAGCCCUUUUUCUACGAAAUGACCCCUGAAACAGUUGGUCAACUUCAGAAUUAAAACAAACAACUGAACAUUUUAAAAGGCCGUGAGCAUGCUAUGGAAUUCUUCCUUUAGGCAUAAAUGGGGGGAAGAAUGUGUAUCCUUGAAAUAAAUGUUGCCAGAGCUUGAAAUUCAUGCCAGAACUUCUAUUAGUCUCUUAGUUUUCAUCCUCAACUGAAGCAAAGCCUGAAAACGCACAUUGGCUCAUUGUUAUCUUUUUUCUUCUUCUGCAAGUUAGAUUGGAAGUCCCUUGGGGCAGAGUCUGGCUUUUGCUUAUGUAUCUCUCUCUUGUGCCAUGUACGCAGGAAUGUUGAUGAAGUUCUGACAGAUUUGUCGAAUGCAACAUGCAACGCAUCUUUGCUUUUGAAUUUUGCAAAACUCUGCAGUCUGAAGGAGGCAGUUGUGAUGCUAAGAUUCCAAGCAGACUUUUGAACAGCUUCAGUCCAUUUUUUCCUUGCCUGUAAAGUACAGCCUUUGAGAUUCUCAGAUCCAUGGUUGAUCUAUUUGUCUUGUAUGUUUGGCCAUAGAGUAGAUCUCGUUUCUGUCUUCUGUUUCACUCACCCCUUUGCUCCCUUUAUGGUUCCUGGCACACCCCCACACAAAGUGGGGGAUCAAUAAAGUGAUUUUAUUAUUGA
Eublepharis macularius is the source of this 4103-nucleotide messenger RNA. RefSeq lists its product as uncharacterized. The record is from RefSeq and is a predicted model, not a curated record. Bases 38 to 2218 code for a protein of 726 amino acids. Lineage: Eukaryota; Metazoa; Chordata; Lepidosauria; Squamata; Eublepharidae. The transcript has 7 exons.